Molecule: messenger RNA, 1786 nt
Organism: Urocitellus parryii (Arctic ground squirrel)
Lineage: Eukaryota; Metazoa; Chordata; Mammalia; Rodentia; Sciuridae
Gene: Thpo
Product: thrombopoietin
Biological process (GO): thrombopoietin-mediated signaling pathway; cell population proliferation; positive regulation of hematopoietic stem cell proliferation
Cellular component (GO): extracellular region
Molecular function (GO): cytokine activity; hormone activity
Source: RefSeq, a predicted model, not a curated record
CCAUUAGUGGACCAUGGUCCAGGCAGGGGCUCCAGGUCCAGCUUGGAUAGGAGGAGAAGGCGUCACUUCCGGGGCCUUCGCCAGUGUCUGGUGGCUCUCUGCUCUCUGAUUGGGCAAAAGUGGCCCGGUCAAGCCUGUGACCCCACUGCAGUGGAGGGGCUGUGCCCCAACGCCACAUGUCUUUCUACUCAUCUGCUCCCCAGAGUGCUGCCUGCUGUGCACCUGGGUCCUUAAGCCCUUCUCUACCCGUUAUAUUUCUGCCCAACACGGAAGCCACACUGCAACACAUCGUGCAUAUUUUCAACUUCCUGAUCCUUGCUCUGGAUCCUGUUUUCCACUCUUCAGGCUCCCUUCUCUAACCCGAUCCCAGAUUUCUUCCAACCUAACAACCAAGGUUACUCAGAAUUUGAGGCCAAUAAAGGAUAGUUUCCAGACUGUCUUCCUCGGCCCACCUGUGCCCCACCCCACUCUGCCCAGAAGUGCAAAGAGCCCAAGCCGCCUCCAUGGCCCCAGGAAGGAUUCAGGGGAGAGGCCCCAUACAGGGAGCCACUCCAGCCAGACACCCUAGCCAGAAUGGAGCUGACUGAAUUGCUCCUUGUGGUCAUGCUUCUCCUUACUGCAAGACUAACUCUGUCCAGCCCGGCUCCUCCUGCCUGUGACCCCCGACUCCUAAAUAAACUGCUUCGUGACUCCCACGUCCUUCACAGCAGACUGAGCCAGUGCCCAGACAUCAAUCCUUUGUCCACCCCUGUCCUGCUACCUGCUGUGGAUUUUAGCUUGGGAGAAUGGAAAACCCAGACGGAGCAGACCAAGGCACAGGACAUUCUGGGAGCAGUGACCCUUCUACUGGAGGGAGUGAUGGCAGCACGGGGACAGUUGGGUCCCACCUGCCUCUCAGCUCUCCUGGGACAGCUUUCUGGACAGGUCCGACUCCUCCUUGGUGCCCUGCAGGGCCUCCUUGGAACCCAGCUUCCUCCACAGGGCAGGACCACAGCUCACAAGGAUCCCAAUGCCAUCUUCCUGAGCUUCCAACAACUGCUCCGAGGAAAGGUGCGUUUUCUUCUGGUUGUAGGAGGACCUGCCCUCUGUGUCAGGCGGUCCCUGCCCACCACAGCUGUCCCAAGCAGUACUUCUCUAUUCCUCACACUGAACAAGCUCCCAAACAGGACUUCUGGAUUGUUGGAGGCGAACUUCAGUGUCUCAGCCAGAACUACUGGCUCUGGACUUCUGAGCAAGCUGCGGGGAUUCAGAGCCAAGAUUCCUGCUCUGCUGAAUCAAACCACCAGGUCCCCAGACCAAAUCACUGGAUACCUGAACAGGACACACAGACCUUUGAAUGGAACUCAUGGACUCUUUCCUGGAGCCUCACCGGGUACCCUAGAAGCCCCAGACAUUCCAUUAGGAACUUUGGGCACAGGCUUCCUGUCACACAACCUCCAGACUGGAUCUUCUCCUUCCCCAACCCAUCCUCCUACUGAUCAGUACACACUCUUAUCCCCUUUACCCACCUUGCCCACCCCCAUGGUCCAGUUCCACCCCCUGCCUCCUGACUCUUCUGCCAACCCUACUAACCCCCUUCUAACCAGAGCCCAUCCUAACUCUCCAAAUCUGUCUCAGGAAGGGUAAGGAAUGCUGACACUGACAAUAUUUGCAGUGUCUCUCAUGUGCAGUUCCCUUCCCUGGAGAGGCUCUGGAAGACAACUGCAGCUAUACCAGACAUCCUGUUUCCACCUGAAAGCCAAUACUCUGGUAAAGGUGAAUACACAGGAAAGAAAAAGGGACUGUU